AGACUUCCACAUUUGGGAAGAUCAUUCUCCUGGAACCUCACCUAGAAUCUUAACCCUCUGACACCAUGGUCAACUCCCGUUCUGGCUCUGUCUGUUCUGACCAUUGUGGUCAAGGACUCUGUGAAGAGAACUGUCGCCCAACCUGCUGCCAGACUACGUGCUGUCAAACCACCUGUUGUCGUCCCAGCUGUGGUAUAUCCUCUGGCUGUGGCGUGACCUCUGGCUGUGGCGGGUCCUCCAGCUGUUGCCGUCCCAUUAUCUGCCAGAUCACCUGCCGCCCCACCUGUGGUGUGUCCUCUGGUUGUGGUGGGUCCUCCAGUUGCUGCCGCCCUGUCUGCUGCCAAACCACCUGCCGCCCCACUUGUGGUGUGUUCUCUGGCUGUGGUAGGUCCUCCAGCUGCUGCCAUCCCAUUAGCUGUCAGACCACCUGCCGCCCCACCUGUGGUGUGUCCUCUGGUUGUGGUGGGUCCUCCAGCUGCUGCCAUCCAAUUAUCUGCCAGACCACCUGCCGCCCCACCUGUGGUGUGUCCUCUGGUUGUGGUGGGUCCUCCAGCUGCUGCCAUCCCAUUAGCUGCCAGACCACCUGCCGCCCCACCUGUGGUGUGUCCUCUGGUUGUGGUGGGUCCUCCAGCUGCUGCCAUCCCAUUAGCUGCCAGACCACCUGCCGCCCCACCUGUGGUGUGUCCUCUGGUUGUGGUGGGUCCUCCAGCUGCUGCCGUCCCAUUAGCUGCCAGACCACCUGCCACCCCACCUGUGGUGUGUCCUCCAGUUGCUGUCGCCCCAUCUGCCUCCAGACCACCUGUUUUGGUACAACUUGCAGCCGCCCCUCCUGCGAUGAACCAUCUUGUUAAGCCUCAUAUCUGACUAUCAACCAUGAAACAGCUGCUAUCACAUCAUUGUGAACAUGCCACUCAUUUUUAACUUUUCCAGGUCUUUAGAUGACCACCAACUUUAUUAUCCUGUGACACCACUAAACUACUAGCAAAAGACAGCCUAGCUACACUACCACUUGUGUCGCCCAGAUAUCUUCUUGAAUUCAGGGUCCAGAUGGAUGAUAAAGUUGGACUAGCUCCUGAAUCUCUGACUGUUAUGCUUUCUUUGAUCUUCAUAAUUGUAUGAUCACCAGUUUUCAAUAAAUGCAUCUUGAUACAAAA
This is a messenger RNA of Erinaceus europaeus (western European hedgehog), 1154 nucleotides long. RefSeq names its product keratin-associated protein 4-1-like. The record is from RefSeq and is a predicted model, not a curated record. NCBI's taxonomy places the organism in Eukaryota, Metazoa, Chordata, Mammalia, Eulipotyphla, Erinaceidae. The transcript has a single exon. Bases 66 to 851 code for a protein of 261 amino acids. Gene Ontology annotation, cellular component: keratin filament.